Spirodela intermedia is the source of this 1651-nucleotide messenger RNA. The record is from the annotation of a GenBank genome assembly. NCBI's taxonomy places the organism in Eukaryota, Viridiplantae, Streptophyta, Magnoliopsida, Alismatales, Araceae.
AUGUUUCUCUUCGACUGGUUCUACGGCAUCCUCUCCUUCCUGGGGCUGUCUAACAAGGAGGCGAAGAUCCUGUUCCUGGGCCUCGAUAAUGCCGGCAAGACCACCCUGCUCCACAUGCUGAAGGACGAGGUUCGAUCUCUGACCUUGCCCGAGGGUAGUUGUACCCAAUUAUUCCUUGAGAGAUUCUUUAACUUCUCGAUUUCCCUUGUUUUCUCCUUCUUCGUUUGAUUGGUUGGUCGUUUGUGCCCAAAUCUGUUGAGCAGAGAUUGGUCCAGCACCAGCCGACCCAGCAUCCGACGUCCGAGGAGCUGAGCAUCGGCAAAAUCAAAUUCAAAGCCUUCGAUUUGGGGGGCCACCAGAUCGCACGCCGGGUCUGGAAGGACUACUACGCUAAGGUCCUCACUCUCGUGCUCUAUCGCCCCCCCCCGCCCCCCGCCACACCCACCCACCCGCCCAUCUGUUCAUCUGCUCUUCUUCUGGUCGUUUGUGGAUAGUCCCGGUAGAUGUAAGCAUCGGGAAGGCCUCUUGUUUCUCAGAUUUGCAAUUCACACCGUGUUUGUAAACGAAAGAUUUCCCGAGUUUUUUCCGUCGUAUGGAUGAAGAAACCCAACGCUUUUGCUCUUGAUGGGUUCCCCGCAAAAUCGCGUGGUUCCUCCUCUUCGAUGCCAGUAAUCCGCUUGGUGAGGAAAUUCCCAUUUCUAGUCUCGUCCGCGCAACGGAGGAAAGAUUUCAAGGAGAAAUCAAACGUUGCGGAGUUUGAAGAUUUAACGCGCCCCUUAAUAUUUUAUCGGCGAUCUGGAGAAGCUUUGGUUCCCCGUAUCGCCAUCUCCCAUCGGAAUCCAAUUCUUUGGAGAAUUUGUAUUUCAGGUAGAAUCAAGAGGGUCUGAGAAGUUUCUGUGCCUUCGUAGAGCGUGGCAUCAAGGAUAAAUCUCAUGGGUUUUGAGAGGAUGGUAGACCGUGCUGGAAUGAUCCCAUCAUGAGCGCGCGACUAUCGAGAAAUUCCCAUCUGUGUCUGAUUUUAUUAUUCAUCUGACUGUUUAUGGCCUAUUCAUUUCUGCUGCAUCAGACCAUUUAUUCUCAUUUUAUCCCGGACGUCGACGGGCCUGCUUACAUUGGUUUUUCGUUUGGUAGCAGCAGCCGCCGUAUUUUUCACCUGUGUUCUUGAAAGUUGAUUGGUUUUCUAUGAACCCAUUAAGAUCCUGCGGCAACAGUCGUCCGAAAAAAAUUGAUACAAAUUUCUGGUUCUGGAGGAUGAUACCCCAGGAAGAGGCUUCCUCUUUCGGCUCAGACCAGCUUUCUGAAGGUAUGCUUCUCGUCUGGGCCUGCGCAGGUGGACGCCGUCGUCUACCUGGUCGAUGCCGCCGACAAGGAGAGGUUUGUAGAGUCGAAGAAGGAGCUCGAUGGACUCCUCUCCGACGACUCGCUAGUCAACGUCCCCUUCCUCAUUCUGGGCAACAAGAUCGACAUACCAUACGCGGCGUCUGAGGAGGAGCUGAAGUACUACCUCGGCCUGAGCAGCUUCGCCACCGGCAAGGGCACAGUGAAACUCGACGGCUCCAACCUCCGCCCCAUGGAGGUCUUCAUGUGCAGCGUCGUCCGUAAGAUGGGCUAUGGCGAAGGCUUCAAGUGGGUCUCUCAGUACAUCAAGUAG